Molecule: messenger RNA, 1506 nt
Organism: Scomber scombrus (Atlantic mackerel)
Lineage: Eukaryota; Metazoa; Chordata; Actinopteri; Scombriformes; Scombridae
Gene: cryl1
Product: crystallin, lambda 1
Exons: 9
Coding region: 72-1025 (317 amino acids)
Biological process (GO): fatty acid metabolic process
Molecular function (GO): NAD+ binding; L-gulonate 3-dehydrogenase activity
Source: RefSeq, a predicted model, not a curated record
CGUGAUUGCAGCGGGGCGGUGCAACUGUGUGGAUAUAAGCAGUCAGGACUGGCAGACUCCCAACACCUAAAAUGAGCUCUUCUAACAUGAAAACAAUUACUGUAAUCGGCAGUGGGCUGAUUGGCCGCUCCUGGGCCAUGGUGUUUAUCAGUGGAGGCUACAGUGUGAGAAUCUAUGACAACCAAUCAGGACAAGCUGCCAACGCCAUCACAGAAAUCAAGAAGCAGCUGGGAGAACUGGAGGAAGCCCACAUGCUGAGAGGAGAGCUGACCGCCACGCAGCAGCUCGCCCUGCUCAGCAGCUACGAUGACCUGGCUCAGGCACUGGAGGGAGCCUUCUUUGUCCAGGAGUGUGUAUUUGAGAAGCUUGAGGUGAAGCAGAGCGUCUUCCAAGACAUAGAGCGUCUAGUGGGGAAAGACGUCAUCCUGAGCAGCUCCACCUCCUGUCUGGUGCCAAGCGACGUCUUCUCUAAAGUCCAGAACAGGAGUCGCUGCAUCGUCUCCCAUCCGGUAAACCCUCCCUACUAUGUCAAACUUGUCGAGCUGGUACCUCACCCAGAGACAGCAGGUCCUGUUAUGGACAGCACCCAUACUCUGAUGACAAAGGUUGGGCAGGCACCUGUCUGUCUGAAGAAAGAGAUCGAUGGCUUCGCCCUCAACAGAGUGCAGGCAGCUAUCAUCGCAGAGUCCUGGAGGCUGGUCCAGGAUGGCAUUAUCUCAGUCAAAGACAUCGACCUGGUGAUGUCAGAGGGACUAGGAAUGCGUUACGCCUUCAUUGGUCCAAUGGAAACAAUGCACCUAAAUGCGCCUGAAGGUUUAGAGGACUAUAUGCAGCGGUACGGAGUAGGCAUACAGAGGGUCCUGAACUCCUUCGGACCUGUACCAGACUUCUUUGGCAAGGAAGCGAAAGGCAUCAUUAAUGAGAUGAGUGAGCUGAUUCCCAGUGACCAGCAGCAUCUGACGGAGAGGAAGGAGAGGAGGGAUAGGCUUCUCAUGAGUCUAGCCAAGCUGAAGAAGGAUAACUAAGAUCAACAUGCAGGGCACAAAAUCAUGAACACUUCUAAUUACAGCUGUUGAUUUCACAUAUAACCUCCAUCAGAGGGAUUUUACCUGUUUGUCUGUUUUCAUGCCAAGUGGAGAAAUAUGAUUUGAUCUUAAGUAAAAUACAUUAAAUAUAAGGCACACCAGCACAGGGUGUUUUGAUAGUGCUAGUGGAGGUUUAUUCUCUGAUGUGCCUUUUUAUAGAUUCUUUUGGGGCAUUUUUACCCACAUUUCAGGAGAGCUAUGGACCUCUACCCGUUAAGUACCAGGGAUUCCAUUAUAAACAUCUGCAGUAUAUUUUAUCUACAACAUGACCUCAAUUCUCCGAUGUGGUAAUUAAAAUGUUAAUUCUGUGAAAAAUGUGAAAUAAAAAAAAAGUGAAAUGAAUUUUGAUGAAAGCAACAUAAUCAUACAUUGAAACCAUGCAUUUUAAAAAAUAAAUAAAAACUUAUAAAGUCAAAUGUCA